UAGCUGUCCAGCUAAACAUUUUAUCAUGGAAAGAUGACCCCCUGGUUUAAAUUUCAAUCUUUCUUGAAAAAGAUAGAGGCUUGUUAUUAUUAUUUUUUUGCCUAUUGGUUUUUGCCUAUUGGGCAUCAACUUGGCCAGGCUCAGCCCUGCCUGAAAUGGACCUGUUCCUGGAUAUCUCCCGGUUUGUUUUUUUUGAAUACAGUAUGUGGCUCAGCCCUGCCUGAAAUGGACCUGUUCCUGGAUAUCUCCCGGUUUGUUUUUUUUGAAUACAGUAUGUUUUUUUUUUUUUUUUUUUUAAAUAGUCUGGGACUUUCAUUAUGAAGCCACGACGCUGCAUUUACCGUAAUGCACAUAAUGCAGACUAUGAAAUAAAUGAGGGGCGGCUAGCAAGACUUGAUGUUUUCAAAUGGAGGCUGGUCUGACCGCAGUGUUCUAUUUCAGUGGGGAACAAGACAAUUUGGAACAUACAGCAGGUUCCGUAUGGAGGCACGUACGCGGCAGUACAGCGAGUAAGCGGUUAAUAAGAAAGGCUGAAGCAUGGUCUCCGUCUUCAUCACAUGCCCGGGGAUUCCUUUUUACCUUCGUUUAUGUUGCUUUAUAAGCCUUUGGGAAGCUCAUAAAGCAAAGGAGGUGAAAUGUAACCGACUGCCUCUCGGUCCUGUUAGUGGUUCUUUUGGACUCCAAGGCAACACAGACCGAUCUGGAGUGGAUCUCCUAUCCUCCCAAUGGGUGGGAAGAGAUCAGCGGCUUGGAUGAGAGCUACACACCCAUUCGUACAUACCAGGUUUGCAAAGUCAUGGAGCCCAAUCAGAAUAACUGGCUUCGGACUAACUGGAUUGCAAAGGCCAACGCCCAUAGAAUUUUUGUAGAAGUGAAGUUUACUUUGAGGGAUUGCAACAGUUUACCUGGUAAGGUGGGCACUUGCAAAGAGACGUUCAACUUGUAUUACCAGGAAACAGAUUCAGAGAUAGGUAGAAGUGUGCAAGAGAAUCAAUAUGUUAAAAUUGACACGAUUGCAGCAGAUGAAAGCUUUACUCAGGGCGAUUUAGGUGAAAGGAAGAUGAAGCUCAACACUGAAGUGCGAAUAAUUGGCCCCCUGGACAAACAGGGCUUUUACCUGGCCUUUCAAGAUGUCGGGGCAUGUAUUGCUCUGGUCUCUGUCAAAGUUUAUUACAAGAAGUGCCGGUCCGUCAUCGAGAACCUGGCCAUCUUCCCGGACACCGUGACGGGAUCGGAGUUCUCAUCCCUGGUUGAGGUGGAGGGAAUAUGUGUAAAUGACGCAGAGGAGGAAAUCAACAAUCCUCCCAAGAUGCACUGCAGCGCUGAAGGGGAAUGGCUGGUACCCAUUGGGAAAUGCUUGUGCAAAGCAGGAUUUCAUCAGAAAGGAGACGCAUGUGAACCAUGUGGUCACGGUUACUACAAGAUUUCCUCCCAGGACCUGCAGUGCUCUCGCUGCCCAACACACAGUUUUAUUGACCGUGAGGGCUCCUGGCACUGUGACUGUGACGACGGCUACUACCGAGCUUUGUCUGACCCACCCUCUGUGGCCUGCACAAGACCUCCUUCUGCACCUCAGAAUCUCAUCUACAACAUCAACCAGACAACCCUCAGCCUUGAGUGGAGUCCGCCUGCUGACGACGGUGGCCGCAGCGAUGUCACUUACAGGGUUCGGUGCCGGCUCUGUAGCUGGGAAGCUGAAGAGUGUAAAUCCUGUGGCCCAAAUGUCAGAUACUUACCUUCACAGUCACAACUACUGGAAACAUAUGUGAAUAUUGUUGACCUCCUGGCUCACGUGAACUACACUUUUGAGGUGGAGGCAGUCAAUGGCGUAUCUGAUCUUAGUCGUACGCAAAGGCUGUUUGCUACAGUUAACAUCGCCACUGGACAGGCUGCUCCACCAGAGGUCAGUGAGGUCAUCAAGGAAAAAGUGCAGGAACGCAGCAUCCAGCUUUCAUGGCAGGAGCCAAAACAACCCAAUGGGGUCAUCACAGAAUAUGAAAUCAAAUACUAUAAAAAAGAUCAGAAGGACCAAACCUAUUCUACAGUAAAGGCCAAAUCUACAACUGCAACUGUGAACAAUUUGAAGCCAAGUACAGCCUAUGUUUUCCAGAUAAGAGCCUUCACACAGGCAGGAUAUGGAAUUUUUGGCCCCAGAAUAGAGAUAACGACAAAGGAAGACUCAACUGCUACAAUUGUCUCCAGCGAGCAGAACCCUGUCAUCAUCAUAGCAGUGGUAGCAGUGGCAGGAACCAUAAUCCUGGUGUUCAUGGUGUUUGGCUUUAUCAUCGGGAGAAGGCACUGCGGGUACAGUAAAGCGGAUCAAGAAGGAGACGAGGACCUUUACUUUCAGUUUAAAUUUCCAGGAACCAAAACAUAUAUUCACCCUAAAAACAAUCAGGACCCGAACAGAGCUGUUCAUCAAUUUGCCAAGGAGCUGGAUGCAUCAUACAUUCAGAUUGAACAAGUUAUUGGAGCAGGACAGUUCGGAGAGGUGUGCUGUGGGAGGCUAAAAGUACCUGGAAAGGGGGAUGCUUCAGUCGCUAUCAAAACAUUAAAAGUCGAUCACACGGAGAAGCAGCAGUGGGACUUUCUGUGUGAGGCCAGCAUCAUGGGACAGUUCAACCAUCCAAAUGUUGUGCAUCUAGAGGGAAUAGUGACAAGAGGAAAACCAGUAAUGAUUGUUACAGAGUUGAUGGAGAAUGGCUCAUUAGAUGCUUUUCUAAGAAUACGUGUCGGUCAGUUCACAGUUAUUCAAUUGGUUGGAAUGCUGCGGGGCAUAGCAGCAGGAAUGAGAUACCUUGCUGAUCUAAGAUAUGUUCAUCGAGAUCUGGCUGCUCACAACAUCCUAGUCAACAGCAAUCUUGUAUGUAAAGUGUCUGCCUUUGGCCAGUCCAGGAUAAUAAAUGACGAUCCUGUCUAUUCAACAACCGCUGGAAAAAUAUCAAUACGAUGGACUGCUCCAGAAGCCAUCCAGUUCCGUAAAUUCACAUCUGCAAGUGAUGUUUGGAGUUAUGGCAUUGUCAUGUGGGAGGUCAUGUCCUUUGGAGAAAGGCCAUACUGGGACAUGUCUAAUCAAGAUGUCAUGAAAGCUCUAGAGGAGAGCUUCCGUCUUCCAGCUCCUAUGGACUGUGCUCCAGGUCUGCAUCAGCUUAUGUUGGAUUGUUGGAAAAAAGACAGAGGAGAACGGCCCAAAUUUGAUCAGAUCGUCAGCAAUCUUGACAAGAUGAUUCGGAACCCCGAUACACUAAAAACCACAGCCGGAACCUGUGCAAGACCCAUUAAACAACUUUUAUAUCAGAGUAUACCCAACAUCAGAGCUUUCCACACAGUUGAUGAGUGGCUGAUAGCCAUCAAGAUGGAGCGAUAUAGAGACAAACUCGCUGCAGCAGGAUACAGUUCCCUGGAAUCCGUUGCCAGAAUGUCGACCGAGGAUGUCAUGAGGUUGGGUAUUACACUGGAGGACCAUCAGAAAAUGAUCAUGAGCAGCAUUCAGACAAUGAGAUCCCACAUGUUGAAUCUUCACAAAACAGGAGUUCAGGUCUGAUAAGAGCAAAUUAAGAACUUCUAUGAAAUGAAUAUCUGAUUUCGGACUCAUGCAGUUGUGAGUAAAAGAAAUAAAAUCAUGAUAUCGUGGGCACCAAGGAGAGGAAAAAUAGGGGAAAAUUACAACAAUGGCAAACUCUAUUUUUUCACACACAUAUCUCAAAUAUAUUAGAAUAAUAUUUUUAACAUAACGAACUAGUCACCUGAACCUUUCUGCAAUGUAUUUUUUUCAAAGAAGUAAAAGUACAUUGUCUUUUUUUUCAGAUUUUUUUCCUAAAUUCCAUUUUGCAUACAGUUCUUAUGUCCUUCUUCUUAGAUUUAGAAACAGGGUAUAAACAGACUGAAACCUACCAAAGGUGGAUUUUCUAUUAACAUAUCUUGUACAGUGGAUUGUAAAUUGUUUAGCAUUAAAACACGUUUCAUUGGAAUCAUUCAAAACACUGAUUUAGUCCAACGUGGAACAUGGAGUCUUAAACAAAGUAUCAUUACUAAUCAAAGUCAUCACAAAGUGUUAAUUGAACCUAGAACCCAAUUGCACUCGCCCCAAUAUCUUCUUUUGGCAUAAUUUUCCUUAAAUGUUGCACAGUUCCAUUUAAAUAUUUCAGUUGAAGAUUGAGAAAGGUGGCCUUAUUGGUGCCCUGGGAAAGGUGGACAGUGGACUCUCAUGAUACGUGCGCAACCCAUUCCACGACCAAGCUGGUAACAUGAAUGUGGUCCUCUCUUGAAUGCAUUUUCUCUACAAGAAAUAAUUGACUUCCAGUUAAUGCAUACAACACCUACCAUGACACCUAGAUCCUUCCAUCCAUCCAUCCAUCCAUCCACCAUCCAUCCAUCCAUCCAUCCAUCCAUCCAUCCAUCCAUCCAUCCAUCCAUCCAUCCAUCCAUCCAUCCAUCCAUCCAUCCAUCCAUCCAUCCAUCCAUCCAUCCAUCCAUCCAUCCAUCUUCAAGCACUUCAACUGGGGGAUCCUGAGGUGCUCCCAAGCCAGUGUAGAGAUAUAAUCCCUCCACCUCGUCCUGGGCCUGUCUCGAGGUCUCCUCCUAGCUGGAUGUUUUAGGAACACGUCCCGAGGGUGCCGUUCUGGUGGCACCUGCACCAGAUGCCCGAACAACCUCAACUAACUCCUUUCUACACGAAGGAACAGUGAGUCGACUCUAAGCCUCUCGCGAAUAGCACUUUCUCACUCUGUCUCUACGGGAGACGCUAUCUAUCCACCUAAGAAAAUCCAUUUCAUCUGCUUGUACUCGCCCGAUGGCCUCGUUCUUCAGUCAGGCGGCUUCCCUCACCACUGGGGGUCCACCACGGUGUUCGGGGUUACUGCCCUUGAGGCACCUUAGACCUUAAGACCACAUAGCUCCCAGCUGCAGCUUCAGCAAGGAAGCUUUGAACAAAGACCACUCACGUUCAAUGUCCUCAGCCGCCACAGGGAUGUGACAAGCUCCUUCAGAGGUGGGAGUUGAAGGUCGCGCGGACAGUCUUCCUCCAGACAUUCCCAGUUCACCCGCACAACUCGUUUGGGCUUACCAGGUUUGUCCAGAGGCUUCCCCCACCAACGAACCCAACUCACCACCCUCUGGUGAUCGGUUGACAGCUCUGCCUCUCUUUUCACCUGAGUGUCCAAAACACACGAAUCUAAGGUCAGAUGAUACGAUCACAAAAGUGAUCAUUGACCUUUGACCUAGGGUGCUCUGGUACCAAGUACCACAUGAGCAUCCUUUGUUUGAACAUGAUGUUAGUCAUUCACAAUCAAUAACUAGCACAGAAGUCCAACAAUAUAACACCACUCGGGUUUAGAUCAGGGAGGCCGUUCAUCCCAACCACGCUCCUCCAGGUAUCUGUCACUGCGUGUGCAUUGAAGUCACGCAGGAGGACAAUGGAGUCCCCUACACGCGUCCAGUCAAGGAUCCCAUUCUAGGUCUCCAAAAAGGCUGAAUACUCUGAACUGCUAUUCGGUGCAUAUGCACAAACAACAGUCAGAGUCCUCCCCCUCCACCGCACAACCUUGAGGCUUAGGAAGGCGACCCUCUUCUCAAAGAGAACUCCCACGCAGCGGCGCUCAGCCGGGGACUUGUGAGUAUCCCACACCCGCCCAGCGCCUCAUGCCUGAGGCAACUCCAGAGAAGAUCAAAGUCCAAACCCUGUCCAGGAGUUUGGUUCCAGAGCCCGGGCUAUGUGUGGAGGUAAGCCCGACCAGGUCUUUUCCGUAGCACUCCACCUCCAGCAUGAGCCCUGGCUCCUUCCCUGUCAGUGAAGUGACGCUCCACGUCCUCAAAGACAACUUCUGCUGCCUGGGUCUGGUCUGCGAGACCCCCCUCACUUCACUGCCACCCAAAUGGCAACGCACCCGACCCCAUCGGUCUGCCCAGCAGGUGGUGGGCCCACAGAGGUGGGGAAAAGCUACGUUGCUUCUUCAGGCCUGGCUCCAGACGUGGGAACAAGGCUUCCUCCAGGCUGGGACUCACGUUUCCUCCCUCUAUUUGUCAUGGUGUUUGGUGAACCAUGCUUUGUCUGGCCUUCACCUGAGACCUGUAUACCUUGGGUGACCCCACCAUGAGCACAAGACAAUAUAGCUCUCAGGAUCAUCAGGGCUCACAAACCAUUCCACCGCGAUAGGGUGAUGAUUCCUCAGAGAAAUUGACGCCUAGAUGUUAUCCCUAAAUAAUAAUUCAAGGCAUUAUUUUUAAGGCGAAAUCAUUUUGAAAAGCAAUUAAAAGUAUUAAAAAAUGGUAUUUAUAUACAAGCACUUACCAUGAUGGCUGAAGUCUUCUAGCGAGCCAGCCAAGUGGGAGAACAAGUGAACAGACAGCCAUACAUACACCGUAACGUUAAAGGAAACAACAUAACCUUAACAAAAGCUUGGUCUAAGUAAACUGGGGGACAUAGUUAAUAUUCACUUGUAAGCACAAAUGAUUCGGAUGCCCUUUGAUAAAAAAAUUAGACAACGAGGAAUAGCGGCAGGUGGGGAGAUGGGAGACUCUUCGGGUGUCAAAGCGAAGAGAGAGCUCGCAUGCCAACUGGCGGGAUGCCGAGGCAAUCGGACACGCCACACGAGUGAGAGGCUUUUCUGGAUUUUGCUCGCAUUGUAAAAAUUUGAACGCAUAGAGAGACUUGGUUUCUCUUCUGACAAUGCACGUAUCGUGAAAAACUCGUAAGUAGGGUUGUUCCGAUCAUGUUUUUUUGCUCCCGAUCCGAUUCCGAUCGUUUUAGUUUGAGUAUCUGCCGAUCCCGAUAUUUCCCAAUCCGAUUACUUUUUUUUGCUCCCGAUUCAAUUCCAAUCAUUCCCGAUAAUUUUUCCCGAUCUUAUACAUUUUGGCAAUGCAUUAAGAAAAAAAUGAAUAAAACUCGGACGAAUAUAUACAUUCAACAUACAGUACAUAAGUACUGUAUUUGUUUAUUAUGAAAAUAAAUCCUCAAGAUUUACAUUAUUAACAUUCUUUCUGUGAGAGGGAUCGACGGAUUGAAAGACUUGUAAUUCUUAAAGGACAGAUGUGACUUUGUAUAUUGUGACUAAAUAUUGCCAUCUAGUGGAUUUUUAUGAGCUUUCAGUAAAUGAUAAUUCAGGCAUUUAACUUCUGCCCAAAUGCAUGAUGGGAAGUGCACACAUGACUGUGCGUAGUGCUACCAGUUGAGAUAUCUUCUCUGCGUUGGGAAAUAACAUAGGGUGUUAAUUAAAAGAUCAAUUAUUACCUUGCUUCCCCACAUUGCCUCCCACGAUAUUUCUAAUCGUAGGGAAAGGGAUUGUAGGGCUGUAGCCAAUUAAUAAAGGCUUCAAAGGCUGCCAAAGUUCACUCUACUCAUUUGACGCUGCCUAUUAGCUCUCUUUAUAGAUAAAAGGGCGCCAUUACAGAUUGAGCGCGACAAUGCGUGAGUGGGUCAUGCAACGCAUGCAUUAAUUGCGUUAAAUAUUUUAACGUGACACAUUUUUAAAAAAACUCAUUACUGCCAUUAUCGGGAUAAACUUGAUAACCCUACCUUAAGCCUAAACUAAAGACUCUGGAUGAGUGUAACAUAUUAUGUCUGUAACGUUAAAUACAAUUACAAAACGAUUUAAUUAAAAAAUAUAUAUUAAAAAAAGGCAUGUCCGAUAUUUUUUUUGCCGAUUCCGAUACUUUGAAAAUGACGUGAUUGGAGCCGAUCGGGACAUCUCUACUCGUAAGGUGAAUUGCUCGUAUCAUGAGGGUCCACUGUUGUUUUUCUUUGCUGAACGUGCAAUGCAACAACAGUUUGAAGCUACAAAUGCUUGUGUGCAAAGAACUACUGUAGAUAAAGCAAUAAUGACAAAGUUUAUAAAUGAUCUUCACUUGAGAUUUCUUAAGUGCCAGUUGUGUGUGCUGAGAGUAGAAAUCCCUUUUGUAAAAAUGCAUUCAGUCUCUGGAGGUUUAUAUUUGUAUCCACCAAACAUGCUGCCUGAUAAUCAAUAGUGUUGUAUUAUCAAAAUUGCUUGACUAGGAACUGAGCUGCAGACAUGGAUUUGGAUGUUUAACAUCUACAGCGUUAUUUAUUUACAGCUGGAAAUAAUGUUUUAAUUGCAUUUGAUUCACUCCUUGUGAUUUUAUAUGAACUAGAGGCUCAUAAUUGCUCUAAAACCGCUUUUCAACUUGCUACUACCAGCUCAAACCUUGAAAACAUUUCCAGUAGAGUGUUUACAAUGUGUUGCCGAAGCACUAUGGUGAAAUCUGUUUCUGCACUGAUUUUUUGUAUCUUUUCAAAGAAACGUGAAUUCACAUUUUUACUGCUUUAUGUAAAGCACCAAAAGUAAAAAUAAAUCAAUCAAUGAUUAGGUCACAGGCAGCUCCGUUUUCUUCUGACGUGGUACUUCAUCUGCUUCAAAUGGAGUAUUUUAAAAAUCAGGGAAAUUAAUCAAAUACUUGGAGCUAUGUGCCUAAUUUAAUGGAUUGUCUUGAGUAUGUUGUUAAUUGGAUCCAUGUUUUUAACUAGACAGGGGAGGGGGGUCUAUCCAUUAUCUGAACUGCUACUUUUCGAAUCUUUCAGUGGGAGGCAGUUUAACUCUGAACUGGCCCACAGGACAGGAAAAUAACUUAAAUUUUAUUUAUGUAAAGCACUUUAAAACAGAAGAUGUGGGCACAAAGUGAUGUACAUGAUCUGCAAGGAUUAAAAAGAAAUACUAAAAUAAAAUACAUAGAACAAACGAUAAAAGAACAAACCAUGAAAUAUUAAAAAUCAUGUCCCAUACAGGGUUAAAAGCCAGGGUAUAGACUUCAUAAUGAUCUUCACGGGGCGCGGGGCCAAUUAAUCGGGGGCCUGCAUUGUUGGCGUGGCCAUCAAAGAUGACCGACUGGAAUCACUGCUUUUUUCGUUGAAAAUUCUUGUGAAUAAAUGCUUAAAUCCCUGAAUUCUUUAUAGAUAUGGACGUAAAACUGUCUCAAUUCUCGGUUAAAAGCAAAAACAAAACAAAACAAAAAUAUAACAUGCACUUAGCAUUUAUUUUACGAAAAUAUGUCGAAGUACCAUGCUAGUCUGUCAAUGCGGCCGCCGCCAUAUGUAAACGGAGCUUUUCUGGUGAAAAUUAUUGUAAAUAAAUGCUUAAAUCCCUGAAUUCUUUAUAAAUAUGGACGUAAAACAGUCUCGAUUCAUGGUUCGAAGCACAAAAAAAAAAGUGCAGUUAGCAUUUAUUUUACGGAAAUAUAUCGAAGUACGAUGGUAGUCUGUUAGUCAAUGUGGCGACCGCCUUAUGUAAACAGAGCUUUUACAGAGCAGGUAGCAUUUAUUUUACGUAAAUAUUGCAAAGUAUAAUGCCAAUGCUGUAGCGGCUAAUUUCUCCCAUUGAUUUUUUUCACGUUACAAAAUGCAUGCUUGGUACGAGAAAUAUAAUAAUUGCCUUGAAUCCUCGAACAAAUCACUCCUGAGACAAUCCUUCCUGUUUGUAUGCUGUACAGCUUUCGUACUUUUUUAACAUUAAUCCGGCGUUUGAUCGCUGCAUGUGUCGCUGCCACCGACCGUGAAUUACUGAAUCGGAUUUUUGGAUGGCCCCCUAAUUGAAGGCGUGGCGCACUGAAGGUCGAAUCUGAUCCGUCAAUGUCAUUAUGAAGUCUAUGCCCAGCGAGUCAAAGUGAGAUUUAAACUGGACAUUGAUGGGGCCUGUCUAAUGUGCUAAGGCAAUUCGUGACGGUGUCCAGAACCAGCAACGGAGAAAGCUCUGUCGCUUCUGAGCUUUCGCUUUGUCCCCGUUACUUUCAGGAGGAGUAGAUCAGCUGACCUUAGAGACUUGGCAAGAGGUCAGCGAGGUAGAGCGGACGCUAAAAUGUGCUCGUCGUUUGUACAUUCAAAAGUCAUGCAGCAGCUUUCUGCACUAACUGGAGAUGCUUAAUGGAGGAUUGGGUUGCACAACUUUAAUUAAAGAUUCUGGACACUGGUACUGACAAUUUUGAAGAUGAUCUUUUUUUUUUUUUUAUAUCUUCUGUUAAAAUUCAGGAUUUUUAGAUAGGAUAUAGGUUAUUUACAAGAAAAAAUAUUAACAAAAAUUUGAGGAAAAAAUACUAGUCCGCGUGAAUUACAAUGUUUAAAUAAUACUUAGCAGGAAAACAACUUAUAUUAUUUGGAUUUGGUGAUUGACAUUGAAAUAAGUGUCAUAAACACAUGGAUUAUUUCAAAGAAUGCAGCAUUGUCAGCACUGUAUGUUCUAAUUGUAAAUCUUGUACAUGUUGGGGUUUUUUGGGGUUUGUUUUACAAAUACCCAGUAGAGAGCUCUGAAUACAUUAAAAGUGCACAAUAUAUGUAUAUUUUCCUGAUUUUUCCUGUCCCUAGCAACAUUUUAGUUAUACAUUUACACUUUUUCUUUUAGGACCUAAGUUGAGUGAUAGGAUUUCAUUUUUACUAAUGAUAUACUUUGUGCUGUAUUCAUCUUUGCCUUUUAAAUGUGAACAGUCAUUCAAGUGAGUAUUGAGUAUUUAUUUUUCAGGAUUUCUCAUCAGCAAGCAUGUCAAGUACAUUGAAUAGAUUUAUUCUUUUUAGACAAACUUCCUCUGACUAGAACUUGAUUUUUUUUUUCAAUUGAUUGUACAUAUAUAUUUGAAAAUAUAAUUCAACCUCAUAAUGUUGUGGGUCUGUUUCAUGAGUCAUGUAUUUUAUCAUUUUAAUGCUUGAAAAAUAACUGCAUUGUCACUGCUAUUGAUAUAUCGAGUUGCAUGUACUAGACCACAAAGGCACAUUUAGAGGCAUAUUUUCACAUCCCAUCUAAAUUUUCUCUGAAUGUCAGGUGUGUAACACGUUACUGUAAUAAUUACAGUUGUGACUUUUUAAGCGAUAUCCCGAUGUUGGCUAACUCCAAAGUCCGAUACCAAUAUCAAACCAAUACUAAGGAUGUCCUGAUCGCAUAUUUUUGCACCCGAGUACGAGUCACUUGAUUUUGGGGACGAUUUUCACGGAGGUUCAUUUGACAUGCUUAGAAAUACAUCGACAUUGUUUAUUCUUAUCAUUCUUUGACAGAAUUCAAAUCGUAGCUGGUAAUUGUUUUCCCUCAGUCGUUAGACUAUCUGCAGAUUGUGUCGAUGAAAUUUUUAAUCAAAAGAAAUCUGCGAACAUUCUCCCGGGACACUUCGACGGCAGCUGGUUAACUUACGAACUGAACGCCGUGGGCGUCUGUGGAGUGCCGGCACUUCUUGGCCGUCCUGUUGGUUUCUUCUUUAGGGCAGAUCCAGUCUCUUCAAGUUAUUAAUCCAAUAUUUUAUCAUGUGUUCUAAUGGAAAGCACCAUGGUCAAAAACAACGGAACUCCCUCUUAGCAGCUGCCCUACUAUCCAUAUUUAUAAAACGUUGGCUUAAACACGGUUUUGCUCAUUCCACUGAUCCAUGGUUACUAAAAUGGCGAAAUGUUUACUUGCUCACAGUGUUGGCACUUGCUCAUGUCGGGCAAUACACACUUCAAAAGUUCCCGUUUUUUGGGUCACCCUGUUUAACUCGAACAGUUCAGCGAGAAUCCCUCCAAUGUGUCAACUGUCUCUUUACGUAGGAUUCCAUCAGGUCUCAUGAACCAUCUACACACUAUGCGGAUGGCACAACGCCAGUGAUGCCUCAUGUGCGCCAGGCUUAAAGGGAACCACGGAUAGAAGGACAUGUAGUUCUUAAAAGAAAAAUCUUAGUACGAGUUAAUAAUAAUUUGAUAUUAAAAUCCCUCUUCAUGUUUUCGGUUCAAUAAAUUUUUGUAAAAUUAUUUUAACUAGUAGGUCGCCAUUGUUUUUGACGUCGCUGGGCAGUGAUGUCACAUGGCCGGAAUUUCACGUGUCACUCUUUAAAAAAAAAAAAACUGUCACUCUUUAAUUAUGUAAGGUAGUGAUUUGAAAACACCACAAGGUGUCAAUGGCGAGUUUUAAAAUAAUUAGGGCUCAAGCCAAUGAGUAUGUUUUGUCCCUUGACUGACGCCGUAGUAAGCAGAGAGAAAGGCUGGUGGACACAGGCGUUAAGAUUCGUAGCUCGGACCGUUUAUUGGCGUAACCUUCGGCAACUCCUUCACAACAAACAUAAGUAUCAUAUAGUAAAAAUAAUAUUCAUGUCUCUCAAAAAAUAAUGUUCACAAAAAGAAAACUGUUUCAAUCUGUAUUAAUGAGGCCCUAUUCUCACUCAGUUAAACAACAAUGCAAAGAGAAUUGGCAUUCAGAAAUUCACAAUCCAAAGAGAUAUGCAGAAUACACAUGGCGGAAAACACUCAAGUGACUUGAAGUUCCGCUGUGAGACCCCCAAUUUGGCCAAAUUUUAAAACUGUCCGAUAUGCAUGUGUGAUACAACAUUGGAAAGCUUAAAAUCUUUUUUUUCUGGGAGAAGGAAAUUUUUUAACAUGAGGGCAUUUAAAAAAAAAAAAAAAAAAAAAAAACAUUUU
Molecule: messenger RNA, 12373 nt
Organism: Corythoichthys intestinalis (scribbled pipefish)
Lineage: Eukaryota; Metazoa; Chordata; Actinopteri; Syngnathiformes; Syngnathidae
Gene: epha7
Product: eph receptor A7
Exons: 17
Coding region: 797-3544 (915 amino acids)
Biological process (GO): axon guidance; protein phosphorylation; ephrin receptor signaling pathway
Cellular component (GO): dendrite; plasma membrane
Molecular function (GO): protein binding; transmembrane-ephrin receptor activity; ATP binding
Source: RefSeq, a predicted model, not a curated record